Messenger RNA from Panicum virgatum (switchgrass), 1398 nucleotides. RefSeq names its product epoxide hydrolase A-like. NCBI's taxonomy places the organism in Eukaryota, Viridiplantae, Streptophyta, Magnoliopsida, Poales, Poaceae. The record is from RefSeq and is a predicted model, not a curated record. The transcript is spliced from 4 exons. Gene Ontology annotation, molecular function: hydrolase activity. Bases 132 to 1112 code for a protein of 326 amino acids.
GCACCUGCACCGUGUAGACUCGGUCAGACCAGACGAGCACUUGCCUUGGCUUGGCCGGGCUUGGCCGGGCACCUUACUUACUUGGACUCAUCGAUCCAACAGCUAGCGAGGCGAGCAGAGCAAAGCAAAGCAUGGAGGCCGACGCCGCCGGCGAGUUGCGGCACUGGGCUGCGGACGUCAACGGCAUCUCGCUCCACGUCGCCGAGCGCGGCCCCUCCACCGGGCCGGCGGUCCUCCUCAUCCACGGCUUCCCGGAGCUGUGGCUCUCCUGGCGCCACCAGAUGGCCGCGCUCGCCGCCCGCGGCUUCCGCGCGCUGGCCCCCGACCUCCGCGGCUACGGCGAUUCCUCCGUCCCCGCCGACCCAGCCGCCUACUCCAUCUUCCACAUCGUCGGCGACCUGGUCGCCCUCCUCGACCACCUCCGCCUCCCAAAGGUGUUCGUGGUUGGGCACGAUUGGGGUGCGCAUGUGGCGUGGCACCUCUGCUUGUUCCGGCCGGACAGGGUGCGCGCCGCCGUCAUCCUGGGGAUUCCCUACUUUCCCCGCGGUCCUCGCCCGAUGGCCGAGUCGUUUGCAAAGCUCGGCGAUGGCUUCUACAUCAAUCAGUUUCAGGAGCCUGGAAGAGCCGAAAGGGCAUUUGGUCGCUAUGACGUUGCAACUGUGCUAAAAAAGUUCUAUGCCCUUGAAAUCGAUGAACUCAUUGCUCCUCCUGGAGUAGAGAUCAUAGACUUUCUUCAGGCACCUUCGUCACCACUUCCCUGGAUGACAGACGACGAGCUUGGCCAGUAUGCCGAGAAGUUUCAGAAGACCGGGUUCACAGGACCCCUAAACUACUACCGCACGUUGGACAUAAAUUGGAGGCUUACUGCACCUUGGAGUGGAGCGAAAAUCCUAGUGCCUGCCAAGUUCAUUCUUAGUGAGAAUGACGUUGGUCUCCAGUCCUUCGGGACUGAGAAGUACGUCAAGAGUGGGGGUUUGAAGUCCAGUGUUCCAAAUGUUGAGGUCUCGAUUAUUGAAGGUCACCAUUUCCUGCAGCAAGAGAAGGCUGAAAGAGUGAAUUCUGAGAUACUUUCCUUCCUAGACAAGUUUGCCAGCGAGGAGGCAUCAGCAUGAUGUUCUUAUUUUCAGUCAGUCCUGAGAAGAAGAUGGUAUCCUACCUGUGAUCGAGUGACUUCCAAACUGAAAAUGGUGAUGCUCAUAUGUAACUGUUCUUGAAUAAGUGGGUUAGCCAUCUGUUCACUCGCAUUUAAGAGUAAACAGAGCAAGUCAAAAACAGUUGAUAUUCAAACUUUUCAUCCAUGAACGGUGUCAUAUGUGGUCCUGUAAAAUUUCCACUCCAUCUGCUCGUUUCAGCAGGUGGAAAUUCAAUUAUGAGGUCCUGCUCGUCGUUUUCCUUUCA